Molecule: messenger RNA, 2517 nt
Organism: Frieseomelitta varia
Lineage: Eukaryota; Metazoa; Arthropoda; Insecta; Hymenoptera; Apidae
Product: protein claret segregational-like
Exons: 6
Coding region: 455-2458 (667 amino acids)
Biological process (GO): microtubule-based movement
Molecular function (GO): ATP binding; microtubule binding; microtubule motor activity
Source: RefSeq, a predicted model, not a curated record
ACGAAACAAUAUUAUCAGUGAAUUGCCAUUGGCCGAAUAUUUUUGUGUACUGUCUAAUGAUUGGUUCUCGUACAUCGAGUUUCCUGAUUGGCCGCGUUCGGGCAAAUUCAAGUUCAAAUAAAUGCAGCAGAUGUUAUUUGACCGUUGGAGGCUGUGGUGUAAAAUAGUCGUUUGUUCUCGUUCUGUGACGGUAUUACGAUUCGUUUGAUUCUCAUUGUACAUAAAUAUCACCAUAAAAAACAUGUACUCUCAUGUUAAAUAAUAUUGUUAUGAAACUAUUAGGUAAUUCAACGGUAAACAAAUAGUUGAUAGACGUGCUACUGCGAGGGAUUUGAUUGUGUUAUUUUGUGAUAGUUCGCAAACGAGCGUGGUUUGACGAAGCAUGAACAGGUAGAAGAGGAAUAGUCUAAUAAUAAUAAUAACUAAAUACAGCCGAAAGUUUUCGUUUUUGCAUAUGCAGUCACGGUUGCCAAAGCCGAAAAUCAAUUUGUCAAGUGUAAUCAAUAACACGGUAAACCCUAGCUUGGAGAAGAACGACCAGAACAUGACAAAGAAUCAAAAUGACCCGACGCCUCAUGGAAGUUCCAACGGCGUUUCUAAAAAAUUGGAGAAGGCUCAAAGCACGAUGAAUAUCACAAAGUGUACAAAUGAAAAUAAAGCUCCAUCGGCCAAGCAAACUUUUACCAGAUCAAAGACCAUGUCUUCCAUUAGUACUAAGGCCUUAAAGAGACCAGCCAUUGCUCCCAUUGCAAAUGUAGAAACCAAGAAACCAACUUUUGCCAAACCACCUAUUAAAACAACAAUUACACAACGAACUGGUGCUACAUUGAGAAAUAACGUUACCAACAAAUCUAGUCAGAACACUGUGGCGCAAAAGGUACAAAGUACUAAUGUCACCAAACCUUCAAAGUGGGACUUGAGGGGACAAUUGGCCCACAAGAGUGACGAAUUAUCUAACGUACGACAAAAGUACAAGGAAACCAAAGCAGAAAACGAUGAACUUCAAGAGGAGGUCAACACGUUGAAAGCAAAUGAAAAUGUUUAUAAACUGAAGGCAGAGGAAUAUGAAAAUCUGAAUAAGACAUUGGACAAUGAGCUGAAAGAGUUAAAAGUAGAAAUGAAUAAAUUGCAGGAAGAGAAAGAAAGUUUGACAGAAUGUCUAAAAGAAUCAGAGAAAUCGUAUAAAAAUGUUUCAGAUAUGUUGGCAGACAUUCGACAAAGAUGCUCCAGUCAAGAGUUGCUACUGUCCAAGCACGAAUUGGUAAUAGAAGAUUUAAAAGCUAGUUUAGAAAUUGAGAGGAAGAUGAAUAAGGAGUUGAGCGCAGUUAAAAGUGAUUUACAAACAUUGGUUCACACAAUGGACAAAGAUCGUAGAGUUCUCCAUAAUGCAAUACAAGAAUUGAAAGGAAAUAUCAGGGUAUUUUGCAGAGUUCGUCCUAGGACUCCAAACGAACUUGGAAAAGUGAUGUGUAAUAUGAAUUUCGUGGAUGAAUGUACUAUUGAAGUGGGAAAAUUUGAUGGAUCUGAUUCAGUUAGUUGUAGUGGAAGGCUAAGGGCAACUAAGCAAGAAUUUUCUUUUGACAAGGUUUUCCCACCAACUGCUAGUCAGGCAGAUAUUUUUGAAGAAUUAGCCAUGUUAGUUCAGUCUGCCUUAGAAGGAUAUAACGUCUGUGUGUUUGCAUAUGGCCAGACUGGUUCUGGUAAAACGUAUACCAUGGAAGGUUUACCAGGCCUUGAAAAGGAAGGCAUGAUACCUAGAACAGUGAGACACAUAUUCCGAGAAAUGAAAGAAUUUCAAUUGCUUGGCUGGGAAUAUCGAAUAGAAGCAAGUUUUCUUGAGAUUUACAACGAGCAUAUUGUCGACUUGCUCGAUUCUCAACCAAAAACUCAUGAAAUUAGAAUGGCUGAUAGUAAGGGACACGAUUUGUAUGUCAGUAAUCUCAGAGUAGAGGAAAUUAAUAGUCCUGAAGAACUGCACGAGUGUCUUUUAACAGCACAACGUAAUAGAGCAGUUGCGGCUACUCUGUCAAACGAACGCUCGUCAAGAUCACAUUCAGUAGCAAGAAUAAAACUUAUAGGAACACAUCAAUCAAAAGAAGAGGUUUCGGUAGGAAAUCUGAACUUAGUUGACUUAGCGGGAUCUGAAAGAUUGAAAGGAGAAGAAUCGUUACGAUUGACAGAGACAAAAAAUAUUAAUAAAUCGCUGGCAAAUUUAGGCAAUGUUAUUCUGGCUCUUUUAAAAAAGCAGGAACACAUUCCGUAUAGAAAUUCGAAGCUUACUCAUUUAUUAAUGCCGUCUUUAGGUGGCAAUUCAAAGACUUUAAUGUUACUGAACGUAUCUCCUUUAGACGAAUGUUAUAACGAAACAUUAAAUUCAUUAAGAUUUGCUAGCAAUGUGAACAAUUGCAAACCAGGUAAUGCAAAAAGAACGCGAUUAGUUUUACAAAAUAGCGCAUGAAGUUUUAACAAAUAAUAUUUUUAUUACACUUUAAGAUUACAAUUUCAUAUCCUUUUUAA